Molecule: messenger RNA, 3258 nt
Organism: Pneumocystis carinii B80
Lineage: Eukaryota; Fungi; Ascomycota; Pneumocystomycetes; Pneumocystales; Pneumocystaceae
Exons: 1
Coding region: 1-3258 (1085 amino acids)
Source: RefSeq, a predicted model, not a curated record
AUGGCACGGCCGGUUAAGAGGCAAGCAGUAGGAGUAGUAGCGGAUGACAUUGAUGAGAAACACCUUUUGGCUUUCAUUGUGAAGGAGAAAUACAGUAAUGAUGAUAAAUGCAAAGAAGAACUCGAGAAAUAUUGUGAAGAGUUGAAGAAAGCAGAUGGUUUGAAAGUAAAUGAUAAAGUUAAAGGACUUUGUGAAGAGAACGAUAAAAAAAAAAAAUGCAAAGACCUGAAAGUUGAAGAUGAAUUGGUAAAUUUUGAUACGGAACUUGAAGGAGCAUUGCCAGAUGACAUACAAGAUGAAAAUUGUAAAAAAUAUGAAGAAAAAUGUAUACUUUUAGAGGAAGCAGACCCAGCUAAUCUUAAGGAGAACUGUGUCGAGUUGAGGGAAGGAUGUUACAAAUUGAAGCGUGAAAAGGUGGCAGAGGAGCUCCUUUUGAGGGCGCUCGGAAAGGAAGCUAAAGAAAAAAACACAUGUGAACUAAAGAUGAAAACUGUUUGCCCAGUGUUAAGCCGAGAAAGCGACGAAUUGAUGUUUUUCUGCCUUGAUCCGACUAAAACAUGUGGAGAUCUGAAAGGGAAAUUGGAUACUGUUUGCAAACCUUUAAAAGAAGAGCUUAAAGAUGGCGAAUUAGACGGAAAGUGUUAUGAAAAACUUGAAAAAUGUCAUUUUUAUGGAGAAGCGUGUGAUGGUGCGAAAUGUAAGGAGGAUAAGACGAAAUGCGAGGGAAAAGGAUUCACAUAUAAAGCGCCAGAAUCUGAUUUUAGUCCGGUGAAACCAAAGGCGUCGUUGUUAAGAAGUAUUGGGUUGGAUGAUGUCUAUAAAAAAGCUGAAAAAGAAGGAAUUAUUAUUGGAAAAUCAGGAGUGGAUCUACCAAGGAAGUCAGGUACAAAAUUUCUGCAAGAUCUCUUGCUAGUCUUGAGCAGAGAUGAGGAUAAGAAGGAACCAGAUAAAAAGUGCACUAAAGCGUUAGAAAAAUGUGAUGCUUCUAAGUAUUUGAAUACUGAAUUGGAAAAGUUAUGUAAAGAUGGAAACAAAAACGAAAAAUGCAAAAAAAUAUUAGAUGUAAAAGAAAGAUGUACAAAUCUCAAAUUAAAACUUUAUCUGAAAGGAUUGUCUACGGAAUAUGAUGAUCAAGAAUCAGAUCCUUUAUCGUGGGGACAGCUGCCAACUUUUUUUAUAAAAGGAGAGUGUGCAGAACUUGAGUCGGAAUGUUUCUAUUUAGAAAAGGCGUGUAAAGAUAAUAAUAUUGAUAAAGCGUGCCAAAAUGCAAGAGCAGCGUGCUAUAAAAAGGGACAAGACAGGAUGUUGAAUAAGUUCUUUCAAAAGGAAUUGAAGGGAAAGCUUGGUCAUGUAAGAUUUUAUAGCGAUCCUAAAGAUUGUAAAAAAUAUGUGGUAGAAAACUGUACAAAACUUGAUAAAAAAUAUCUUCCACGAUGUCUUUAUCCUAAAGAACUAUGUUAUGGGCUUUCAAAUGAUAUUUUUCUUCAAUCCAAAGAGUUAAGUGCGCUUUUGGAUGAUCAAAGGGAUUUUCCAUUAAAAAAGGAUUGUGUUGAGUUGAAGGAGAAGUGUGAUGAACUUAGUAGUGAUUCAUUAUUGAAUUUAGAAAAGUGUAUAACAUUGAAAAGACGUUGUGAAUACUUUAGAGUUUCAGAGGGAUUUAGAAAUGUAUUUUUAGAAAAAAAGGAUGAUUCGUUAAUGACUCAGGAUAACUGUACAAAGGCAUUGCAUGAGAAAUGCCAUCAAUUAUAUAGGAGGAGAAAGAAUUCAUUUAGUGUUUCAUGUGCUUUACCAGAAGAAACAUGUAGUUAUAUGGUAUUCCAUACAAGUCAAGAUUGUAGUAGUUUAAAAGUCAACAUCAAGAAUGAAAAAAUUCUAGAAAAAAUUGGAGAAGAAAUUAAAAAAGCAAAUAAAAAUGAAGCCUUGGUUGAAGAACUCUGCACAACAUGGGGCCGACAUUGUCACCAACUUAUGGAGAAUUGUCCGGAUGACUUGAAAAAAAAAGAGAAUGGCAAUGGCAAUGAUCAUAACUGCGAAGCACUCCAAGAAAAAUGCAAUAAAACCUUUGAAAAGUUGAAAUUAGAGGAGGAGCUGAGUCAUCUGUUGAAAGGCAGUUUAAAGGAUGAUAAAUGUAAAGAAGCAUUAGGAAAGCGUUGCACUGAGUUGGAAAAGAAUGAAGCAUUCAAAACUCUGUAUGGUAAAUGUGAUGAUAAUACCAAGGAAAAUGUUUGCAAAAAAUUAGUUGAUAAAGUAAAAAAGAGAUGCCCUACUUUAAAAGACGAACUGGAGAAUGCGAAAAAAGAGUUGACAAAGAUGAAGAAUGAGUACGAUGAUCUCAAAAAGGCGGCAGAAAAAUCUACGGAGGCAGCUAAGUUAUUGCUAUCAAGACCUAGACAAACUGUAAUGCCAAAUGCGCAGAAUGGCAGUGAUUCUACACUAGUACCACCACCACCACAAGCACCAGCAGGGCCACCACCACCAGGGUCACCACCACCACCACCAUCACAAAAUGGAACGCCAGGCACACCAGGUGGAGAAACAGGCGCAUCAGGUGGAACACCAGGCACACCAGGCACACCAGGCACACCAGGCACACCAGGUGGAAUGAUGAAGUAUGCAAAACUUGGACUCGUUAAAAGAACGUAUGUAGAUGGAGGUGUAUCAGAAGUAGAGGUCAAAGCAUUUGAUGCAACGACGAUAGCAUUGGAAUUGUAUUUGGAAUUGAAAGAAGAAUGUAAAGCUUUAGAAUUAGAUUGCGGUUUUAAAGAGGAUUGUCCAGAUACUAAACAAGCUUGCGAAAAUAUAGACACUUUAUGUAAACUGGAACCAUUAGAAAUUAAGCCUCAUCAUACAGAGAAAAUAACAGAAACAAAGACGGAAACGAAGACGGAAACAAAGACGGAAACAAAGACUGAUGGCAAGGCUGAUGAAAAGACCGUUGAGAAGACUGUUACAGAAACCAAGUCAGUAGGUGGAGGAAAAGUAACAGAAGAGUGUACAAUGAUACAAACAACAGAUACAUGGGUGACGAGUACGUCAUUGCAUACGAGUACGACAACGAGUACGUCAACGGUGACGUCGACAGUGACGUUGACUUCGAUGCGCAAGUGCAAGCCUACCAAAUGUACCACCGAUUCAAGCAAAGAGACACAGAAAGAAGAAGAUGAUGAAGAAGUGAAACCGAAUGAGGGAAUGAAAAUAAGAGUUCCUGAUAUGAUUAAAAUAAUGUUGUUGGGAGUGAUUGUUAUGGGGAUGAUGUAA